GUCGUCUGCUAAUGUUUACUGGCAGCGGCUGAGAGGGGAGGCAGUGACAGUUGAGCGGCGAUGGCGGGGGGACGAGCACCCAUCAGCACCGCCGCCAUAUUUGUAUUUAUCUGCACGUGCCUCGUCGCUCCAUCCACCGCCAGCCUCGAUGUCAAGGCCUUCAGCACCCUGGCCAACAAGACGACGGAGUGGCUGGAGGCUCUGCACGCCCGCACCACCCACAGCAAACCUUCUGGACACUAACAUGAAUGAUGACGCCAUCGUGAGCAUCAAGCCUGUGUACCUGCCCACGAUGGUGGAGGAAAUGGCUAAAAAGAUUCAAGACCAUUUUGCCUCUAAACGAAAUGCACUGCAGGAGAUCGUGGUCAUGCUGGAGGACGCCACAACCUUCUACAUCUGGAACGACGACCUUCGCCUCAACACGUCCCGCCCGCUGCUCAUGAAGGACAUCAGGGACCUGGACCCCAGCAACAUCAGUCAGUUUGAUGAACGGCUGGGCGUGGCUGUGCGGCAUAACGUGUCCGGUAUUCACGUGCCCCUUGAGGUCUACGAAGGAUGGUUAUGGCCCAACAUCAGGGAACAUAGGGAGCAGGAUCCUGAAAUCUUAAAUGGUCUUCAGUGGUCAGCAGUUGUUGAUCAGGUGUUUCAAGAAAACUAUGAAAAAGACCCAACCCUCAUGUGGCAGUACUUUGCUGCACAAACUGGUUUCAUGCGUGUGUAUCCUGCCACCAGCUGGUACGUCCCCCCUUCACUGGUGGACCUGGACCUAUACGAUGCUCGGCUGCGGCCAUGGUACAUCCAGGGCUCUGUGUCUCCCAAGGACAUGAUCAUUUUGAUGGAUCGGAGUGGCAGUGUGCAUGGGCAAACCUUCACCAUCAUGAAAUGGGCGGUGAAGACCUUGAUUGACACACUUGGAGAAAAUGAUUUUGUUAAUGUUGCUGCUUUCAACAGUACUACAGAAUGGGUGAAUAACUGCACACUUUGUGAGGUUAACAAGACAAGUGAGAACAAGGACUGCAAUCAGCUGCUGGUUCAGGCCACCGCCAACAAUAAGAAGAUUCUGUUCCGUGCCAUUGACCAGCUGGAGGAUGGCGGCAUGGCCAGCUACUCAAAUGCCCUCACUUUUGCAUAUGAAGCAUUCAUACAAUUUGAGGGGACUCGGAAGGAAGGGGAAGGUGCCAACUGUCUCAAGACCAUCAUGCUGUUCAGUGAUGGAGGGACGGAGUGGCCAGAGGAAGUCUUCAAAAAUUACAGUGCUAAUAAUUACACCAAGUCAGUGCGUAUCUUCACCUACGCUGUGGGUCCACACCCCAUUCCCACCGCCGUGCUGAAGCAGAUGGCUUGCACCACAGGUGGAAUGUACUCCGUCAUCACCACAAGGAGUAGUAUUAGAACUAAAAUUCAGGACUAUUUGCAAGUGCUAGCAAGACCUCAGGCUCCCCCUCUAGCAGAGUCAAUGGUAACAUUCUACCAAGAGCGUGUGACAGAGGAGCUGACAGUGUCAAUAUCCCAGCCAGUGUACAACAACUCUGACUACACAAACACUUCAUCCCUGGUGGGUGUGGCCGGCAUUGAUGUGCCCAUAAAGACACUCAAGAAUCUGUCUCCCUUUGAAGACAUUGGACCAAAUGGCUAUGCUUUCAUCAUCAACAACAACGGCUUCCUGAUUCUCCACCCAGGUCUCCAGAAACAACUGUCCUACCUGUCUGGUCCACCACACAUAGACCUCUUGGAUGUGGAGGAGGACACAGAGAUCAUGACACUGAUCCGAGAUGGCAUGAUCACAGGGAAGUCAGAAACAGUGCAGAUCCCUGGUAAGAUCAGGAUUGAUGACCACCACCACAUCCCACACAAUGAAAUCCAGUUUUCUUAUACGCCCAUACCAAAUACUCCAUACAGCCUUGGCCUGGUAAAUCUCAAAAAUUCUGACCACAUGGUUGUUCAGAAGCCUGAAACACUGAAGAAGAUAACACUCAACAUUUCUCUAACACUUCUUGCUCCAUGGGAAUACUGCAAGAAUCAGCUGCCAGGGACAGAUAUAGAUCAGCUGAUGAAGCUCCAGGCCAGUAUGAAGGAUAAGAAAAAAAAAUGUAAUGACAAUCUUAUCCAGGGCUUGCUCUGGUCCCAGGGAUGGACAAGACAGCUGCUACAGAAGUGGCAGCUGGACCAUUCCCAGGAUUUCUUUAGCAGAUCUGUCUUCACCAGAUUUGGCCUCUCCAGAUUUUUCCCUAAUAGUGUCAAGCCAGAUGUUGCCCGGUGGCGUGACCCUUGGCACAACCCUGCCUUGAGGAGAGGUGAGGUUAACAAGGGAGUGUCAGUAAUCCCACACCCUAAAGGAGCCUACAUCUCAGCACCUGUCACUGUUAAGAAAGACAAAUCACAAGUUUUGGCUGGAGUUGUUGGAGUAAAUUUUACGGCCAGCGCCUUACGGCACCACUUCCUGGAGCACAUCAAGGACUCAGAGUGGCUCAAUCAGGAGGACUACCUGCUGUUGCUGCUGGAUGAUGGGGGCCUGAUUGUGACUGCCAACAGGAAGGAGUUUUUUGGAGUAACACUGCAAGGAAGAUUCAUUGGGGAUCUCCCCAUACCAAUUCUGAAUAACCUCAAAGACUCAGGUGUCUACAAAAUGGACAUAGUGGUGGACAGGCAGGCUCUCUGUGAGCAAAAAAAGCUAAUUGAGUCAAGUGCAGGACUGAGAAGCCAUCACGUCCCAAACAUUUUCUCACUUGUCAUCAAUCUACUGAUAGAAGUUUUCUCCUGGACUGAAUAUUUGAGAUACCUUAUAUACAGCGGCGUCCUUGCCGUGUUAGCGCCAAGUGUGGACGCCUGGACCGAGUGGGGCAUCACACAGAUUGGUGGUCUGGAGGACUGCACCAAGGAGAGAGCUGUGUACUACUUUGGGGACAUGCACCCCCUCUCUAGCAGCAUGAAAUGCACCAAUGCAUCAGACAAAAUUCCAUUCUGGGCUCAUCGACUACCCAACACCAAUGCAUUACUGGUUGCAAUUGAGAUGAAUCCAAACUUCCCCGAGUGUGGCGUGUUCUCAGACUUGCCCAGCAUCCACGCACAACGAGUUGAGGAGGUUGAGUCUUGUGCCUACCAAGCCAGGUUCCGGAAGCGACCAGCAAGCCAGGCAGCAUGUAAUGCAACAGUGGGUGAUGGCGGAUGUAACCGAUGUCCUCAGCAAAUAGAAAUUUCAGUGGUUUUGUUACUGUUAAUGUUAGCGUUCAGUACAGGAAGUGUCAACAGUAUUUAUCAUAAUAACUGAACAUAACCAGGAACCUUUGAAACAUGGUAUAUUUUGGUCAGUACAUAAUUCUGUAGAGUGCAAUAAAUAGUAGAUUAUCAGUAAAUAUCCUUUUUAACAUGGCAUUAAACUGGAAUUUUCCCUCAACACAGUGUAAAUAUACUAUUUUAGCAUG
Molecule: messenger RNA, 3422 nt
Organism: Scylla paramamosain (green mud crab)
Lineage: Eukaryota; Metazoa; Arthropoda; Malacostraca; Decapoda; Portunidae
Product: voltage-dependent calcium channel subunit alpha-2/delta-1-like
Exons: 24
Coding region: 149-3268 (1039 amino acids)
Cellular component (GO): voltage-gated calcium channel complex
Molecular function (GO): voltage-gated calcium channel activity
Source: RefSeq, a predicted model, not a curated record